AUGAACAGCUCACCGUAUGGUGGCUUUGGUGGAUAUGGCAGCUACUCAUCACCAUACUCCCGACUCGGCGGCUUCGGCGGGUCCAUGUAUGGUGGUAUGGGUGGAUAUGGAGGCAUGUAUGGCGGCAUGGGAGGUAUGGGAAGCAUGUACGGUGGGAUGCCGGGCAUGCCAGGCGAUCCCAAUGACCCCAACAGCUUGACCAACUCCUUCGGUCAAAGUACUCAAGCAACAUUUCAAAUCAUUGAAAGUAUCGUCGGUGCCUUUGGCGGAUUCGCCCAGAUGCUUGAGAGCACCUACAUGGCGACGCACAGCUCCUUUUUCGCAAUGGUCUCUGUGGCAGAGCAGCUCGGCAAUCUGCGACAAACACUUGGAUCUGUCCUCGGCAUCUUUACUCUGCUGCGAUGGCUCCGCACACUAUUUGCCAAGGUGACUGGACGGCCGCUACCUGCAUCAGCCACGGAUCUGACGCCGUCCAACUUUGCCGCCUUCCAAGGCCAAGGGCCAAACGGCCAACAAGGCGCGUCUCGCCCCAGCCGAAAGCCUUUUAUCAUAUUCGUUCUGGCCGUCUUCGGCCUGCCGUACCUAAUGGGCAAAUUCAUUCGCGCUGUCGCAGCCAAUCAAGAAGAGAACGAACGCAGACGCCUGAGCGCCAUGCCGGCACAACAGCCCAUCGACCCGAGCAAGCUCGACUUUUGCCGCGUGACGUACGACUGGAAGCCCGAGAAUGUUGCCGAGGGCAUUGAUCUCGAGGUCAAGAAGGGCGACCUCGUUGCCGUCCUCACCAAAUCUGACCCUAUGGGAAACCCGUCCGACUGGUGGCGCUGCCGCGCCCGUGACGGCCGCGUCGGCUACCUUCCUUCCACCUACCUCGAGACUAUUCAGCGAAAACAACCAGUGAUGGACGCUCCGGCUACCCCCGCGAUCGAGGCCGCGCCCAAGACCCUCACCGAGGGUCCCCAAAAAGCAUCAGUCGAAGAUGCGGAUCCCAAGAAGAUACCCGCGUAA
This is a messenger RNA of Xylona heveae TC161, 1005 nucleotides long. RefSeq lists its product as hypothetical. Gene Ontology annotation, cellular component: peroxisomal importomer complex; peroxisomal membrane; peroxisome. Bases 1 to 1005 code for a protein of 334 amino acids. NCBI's taxonomy places the organism in Eukaryota, Fungi, Ascomycota, Xylonomycetes, Xylonales, Xylonaceae. The record is from RefSeq and is a predicted model, not a curated record. Gene Ontology annotation, biological process: protein import into peroxisome matrix, docking. The transcript is spliced from 2 exons. Gene Ontology annotation, molecular function: protein binding.